Molecule: messenger RNA, 1138 nt
Organism: Octopus sinensis (East Asian common octopus)
Lineage: Eukaryota; Metazoa; Mollusca; Cephalopoda; Octopoda; Octopodidae
Source: the annotation of a RefSeq genome assembly
AUGCUUAGUUCAUUACGAAAAACUCAUCCUGUUUUGCAGAUUGUAAAUAGAGCAUUAGUUGAUUUACCAUCACCUGUUAAUUUGUUUAUUUGGUGAAAUUUUGGUUCUUUAUUAGGUUUGUGUUUAGUUAUUCAAUUGAUGAGGGGUAUUUUUCUUGCUAUACAUUAUACAUCAUGUAUUGAGUAUUCUUUUGAUUCUGUAAUCCAUAUUAUACGAGAUGUUAAUUAUGGGUGAGUAUUGCGUUAUAUUCAUGCUAAUGGGGCAUCUUUUUUUUUUAUUUGUUUAUAUAUACAUAUUGGUCGUGGUUUAUAUUAUGGUUCUUAUAUAAGUAUUUAUACUUGAAAUAUUGGGGUAUUAUUAUAUAUUUUGGUUAUAUUAACUGGGUUUGUAGGGUAUGUUUUACCUUGAGGUCAGAUAUCAUUUUGGGGGGCGACAGUAAUUACUAAUUUAGUAUCUGUUGUUCCAUAUAUUGGGGAGGUUUUAGUAUAUUGAAUUUGAGGAGGAUUUUCUGUUGAUAAUGCUACUUUGAGUCGAUUUUUUUGUUUUCAUUUUUUGUUUCCUUUUAUUAUUGUGGGGUUGGUUAUUUUACAUUUUUUGUUUUUACAUGAAGGGGGUUCAAAUAAUCCAUUAGGAUUAAAUAGAGAUUUAGAUAAGAUUCCUUUUCAUCAUUAUCAUACAUAUAAAGAUAUUUUGGGAUUUCUUGUAAUAUUAUUUGCGUUAGUUGAGUUAAGUUUAUUAUUUCCUAAUAUAUUGGGAGAUGCUGAGAAUUUUAUUCCUGCGAAUCCUUUAGUUACUCCUAUUCAUAUUAAGCCUGAGUGAUAUUUUUUGUUUGCUUAUGCUAUUCUGCGUUCAAUUCCUAAUAAAUUAGGGGGAGUAGUUAGUUUAGGAAUAUCUAUUGUUGUUUUGUUUAUUUGUCCAUUUUUACAUGUUAGAGGAUGUAUAGGUUUGUGUUAUAAUUUUUUAGGACAGUUUUGUUUUUGAUUUUUAAUUGGUGUAUUUUUUAUUUUAACAUGGAUUGGGAGUUGUCCAGUAGAAUAUCCAUAUGAAAUAAUUGGUCGUAUUUUUAGGGUUUUAUAUUUUACUUGUUUUUUAAUUCGACCUAUUUUAGAUAUAUUAUGAAUAUAUAUAUUAGAUUAUU